AUGGACGCUUCUGUUAUAGCAAGCUUGCCAGCCAGGGCAAAGCAUACUCACUCCCAUGAUGACGCUAAGGACAGGCCCAUUUCCUCCGAAACACCGCUUUCGAUAUCAACCAUACCGUCAAAAGAGCUAAGUCCAGACAGAAACAGCGAAACCUCAUGGUCGGAUGCGGCGGUAGAAAUCAACGAAUGGCCAACAUUUCAACCAUCCAUUUCGCUCUCUACUCAUCUCACUGAGCUAUUCGAAGAAAACAUCACAGCCAAGAUUUGCCGCACCGCGACCAAGUCCCUCCAAGAGAAGACAUCAUCAACAUCCAACAAGAUCCGGAAGACUCCGGUCGUCUUCCCAGAGAUCGUACCUCAGGAUGGCCCCAAUGCGGGCCACUACGAGUUCCGAGAUCCAGACUUCUGGACCUGCGGUUUCUUCCCAGGAACGCUGUAUGCCCUAUUGGAGCGAAGCAUCAAGUAUCCGCAGACAAUGCGACUCGCUGGUGCCGGGCCCGGGGUCAAUGUCGCGAGUUUCCGCCAGUAUCUGCGGGGGCUAUGUAAGGUCUGGGCUGAUCCCUUACACGACAUGGCCGGCCGGACGGAUACGCACGACAUCGGCUUCAUCAUUUUGCCAGCUUUGCAGAGAGACUGGGAGCUGAAUGGUAAUGAGAUAAGUCUCGCUUCCAUCGUCAAGGCUGCGUAUUCUCUUGCAACUCGGUAUGUCCCCGCCGCCGGAGCCAUCCGCAGUUGGGACUGCCUGUUGAAGAAGGACAUCACUGUGACGGACAUGACGACGAAUCUUCUCGCGAUCGUCGACAGUCUUUGUAAUCUGGACCUCUUAUUCUACGCCGCAGCACAUACAGGCGAUGGUACACUCGCCGACAUCGCCACCAAGCACGCCCGUACGCUGUUACACACACACCUACGUCCAGAGUCCGUGGGCACACUAGCGAAGAGCGGAUACAAAGGUCAGCUCUAUUCGACGUGUCACGUCGCCAACAUCGAUCCUGCCACCGGUGAUCUCAAAUGGCGCUGGACGGCACAGGGGUAUGCGAAUGAUUCUACCUGGGCCCGCGGCCAGUCGUGGGCGAUCCUGGGGUACGCUCAGACCUACCGAUGGACUCAAGACAGAGCUUUCCUCGAGGCCGCCUUGGGUACUGCGGAAUACUUCCUUUACCACCUCGACACGGCACCGUCGUGCGUGGAUACCCCGGUGGCCGACGAGGACACAACACACUGUUGCUCUCGGGAUGGGCAGCGAAAGAAGACAAAGGGGCGGAGGGUUCCUCUUUGGGACUUUGAUGCCCCGAUACAGGACCCCAUGGAGCCUCUGCGAGACUCGUCGGCCGGGGUGAUUGCUGCCAACGGCAUGUUGGUGCUAUCACAGGCGCUUAAGGGCAUUCAAGAACAUGCUUUGGCGCAGCGGUUCUUCGACGCUGCGGUUGAGAUCGUUAGAGACACCCUUGACUACUCUCUCGCAGGCGACAAGGCUCAGUUCACCAGAGAUAGCAACGAGGCGGGGUGGGAAGUCAAAGACUCCAUCUCAGGCAGAUGUUUCGAGGGCAUCAUCAAGCACGGAACGGCCAAUAACAAUGAGAAUGCUAGACGAAGGUACUGGAAUCAUGGUCUCGUUUAUGGAGAUUACUAUCUUGUCGAAUUUGGAAACAGGCUUUUGAACAUGGGCUUGGCGUAG
Molecule: messenger RNA, 1677 nt
Organism: Colletotrichum godetiae
Lineage: Eukaryota; Fungi; Ascomycota; Sordariomycetes; Glomerellales; Glomerellaceae
Product: unsaturated glucuronyl hydrolase
Exons: 2
Coding region: 1-1677 (558 amino acids)
Biological process (GO): polysaccharide catabolic process
Molecular function (GO): chondroitin hydrolase activity
Source: RefSeq, a predicted model, not a curated record